This is a messenger RNA of Arvicola amphibius (Eurasian water vole), 2718 nucleotides long. It is a transcript of the gene Adamts8, whose product is annotated as ADAM metallopeptidase with thrombospondin type 1 motif 8. Bases 1 to 2718 code for a protein of 905 amino acids. NCBI's taxonomy places the organism in Eukaryota, Metazoa, Chordata, Mammalia, Rodentia, Cricetidae. Gene Ontology annotation, biological process: proteolysis; extracellular matrix organization. The transcript is spliced from 9 exons. Gene Ontology annotation, molecular function: metalloendopeptidase activity; zinc ion binding. The record is from RefSeq and is a predicted model, not a curated record.
AUGCUCCGCGACCCCACCGCCGCCCGGUGGCCGCCCCUCCUGCUACUGCUGUUGCAGCUGCCGCCGCCGCCACUUGUCUGCGGCGCCCCGGCAGAGCCGGGAAGCGGGUCGCAGGCCUCGGAGUUACUGGUGCCCACGCGGUUGCCCGGCAGCACGAGCGAGCUCGCCUUCCACCUGUCCGCCUUGGGCCAGGGCUUCGUGCUGCGCCUGGCGCCUGACGCCAGCUUUCUGGCGCCCGAGUUCAAGAUCGAGCGUCUCGGGGGCUCGGGCGCUGCGACCGGGGGCGAACCAGGGUUGCGCGGUUGCUUCUUCUCUGGUACCGUGAAUGGGGAGCGAGAUUCUCUGGCUGCGGUGAGCCUGUGUCGCGGGCUGAGCGGCUCAUUCUUGCUGGCAGGCGAGGAGUUCACUAUCCAGCCACAAGGCGCUGGGGACUCCCUGGACCAGCCUCACCGCCUGCAGCGCUGGGGACCGGGGCAGCGCCGGGAGGACCCCGGGCUCGCUGCCGCCGAAGUCUUUCCCCUCCCUCAAGGACUCGAGUGGGAGGUGGAGAUGGGUAAGGGACAGGGACCGGAGAGAAGUGACAACGAAGAGGACAGGGAGCAGGACAAAGAGGGGUUGCGCAAAGAGACAGAAGACUCUAGCGAAUUGCCACCACCCUUAAGAUUUAAAACUAGGAGCAAACGGUUUGUGUCCGAGGCUCGCUUCGUGGAAACACUGCUGGUGGCUGAUGCGUCCAUGGCUGCCUUCUAUGGAACCGACCUGCAGAACCACAUCCUCACAGUGAUGGCAAUGGCAUCCCGAAUCUACAAGCACCCAAGCAUCAGAAACUCUAUCAACCUCGUGGUGGUAAAAGUGCUAAUAGUGGAAGAGGAAGGCUGGGGCCCCGAGGUGUCGGACAACGGUGGGCUCACACUGCGCAACUUCUGCAGCUGGCAGCGGCGCUUCAACAAGCCCAGCGACCGCCACCCGGAGCAUUAUGACACUGCCAUUUUGUUCACCAGACAGAACUUCUGUGGGAAGGGUGAGCAAUGUGAUACCCUAGGGAUGGCAGACGUCGGCACCAUUUGUGACCCCAACAAGAGCUGCUCCGUGAUCAAGGAUGAGGGACUGCAGGCAGCCUACACUCUGGCCCAUGAGCUAGGGCACGUUCUCAGCAUGCCCCACGACGAUUCAAAGCCCUGUGUGAGACUGUUUGGGCCCAUGGGCAAGUACCACAUGAUGGCGCCAUUCUUCAUCCACGUGAACAAGACGCUGCCCUGGUCUCCCUGCAGUGCCGUAUACCUCACCGAGCUCCUGGAUGACGGUCACGGAGAUUGUCUCCUGGAUGCCCCCUCUUCGGUCCUGCCCCUCCCCACAGGCCUCCCAGGCCAUAGCACCCUCUAUGAGCUGGACCAACAGUGCAAGCAGAUCUUUGGGCCUGAUUUCCGCCACUGCCCCAACACCUCUGUGGAGGACAUCUGUGUGCAGCUCUGGUGCCGCCAUCGGGAUAGUGAUGAGCCCGUUUGCCACACAAAGAACGGCAGCCUGCUCUGGGCGGACGGUACACCCUGUGGCCCUGAGCACCUGUGUCUGCACGGCAGCUGCUUGCUCAAGGAGGAAGUGGAGAAUCCCAAGGCCGUGGUAGAUGGAGACUGGGGUCCAUGGGGACCCUGGGGAGAAUGUUCUCGCACCUGCGGAGGAGGAAUACAGUUUUCCAACCGUGAGUGCGACAAUCCGGUGCCUCAGAAUGGAGGAAGGUUUUGCCUGGGAGAGAGAGUCAAGUACCAGUCCUGCAACACAGAGAAGUGUCCACCAAAUGGCAAAAGCUUCAGGGAGCAGCAGUGCGAGAAAUACAAUGCCUACAACCACACUGAUCUGGAUGGGAAUUUCCUGCAGUGGGUCCCCAAAUAUUCAGGAGUGUCCCCCCGGGACCGAUGCAAACUGUUUUGCAGAGCCCGGGGGAGGAGUGAGUUCAAAGUGUUUGAAGCCAAGGUGAUCGACGGCACUCUGUGUGGGCCGGAUACUCUGUCCAUCUGUGUCCGGGGGCAAUGUGUUAAGGCUGGCUGUGACCAUGUGGUGAACUCACCUAAGAAGCUGGACAAAUGUGGGGUGUGUGGAGGCAAAGGCACUACCUGUAGGAAGGUCUCCGGUUCUUUCACCCCCUACAGUUAUGGCUACAACGACAUUGUCACCAUCCCAGCCGGUGCCACGAACAUCGAUGUGAAACAACGGAGUCACCCAGGGGUCCGGAAUGAUGGCAGCUACCUGGCACUGAAGACAGCCAAUGGGCAGUACCUGCUCAAUGGCAACCUGGCCAUCUCUGCCACAGAGCAGGACAUCUUGCUGAAGGGGACCAUCCUGAAGUACAGUGGUUCAAUGGCUACCCUGGAGAGACUGCAGAGCUUCCAGGCCCUGCCAGAGCCACUCACCGUACAGCUCCUGACAGUGUCUGGCGAGGUCUUUCCCCCCAAAGUGAAAUACACCUUCUUUGUUCCCAAUGACAUGGACCUCAGCGCACAGAAUAGCAAAGAGAGAGCAACCACCAACAUCAUCCAGCCAUUGCCCCAUGCAGAGUGGGUGCUCGGGGACUGGUCUGAAUGUCCCAGCACUUGUGGAGGCAGCUGGCAUCGGCGGACUGUGGAGUGCAGGGACCCCUCAGGUCAGGCCUCUGACACCUGUGAUGAGGCUCUGAAACCUGAAGAUGCUAAGCCCUGUGGAAGCCAGCCAUGUCCCUUAUGA